Parastagonospora nodorum SN15 is the source of this 636-nucleotide messenger RNA. RefSeq lists its product as hypothetical. The record is from RefSeq and is a predicted model, not a curated record. Bases 1 to 636 code for a protein of 211 amino acids. NCBI's taxonomy places the organism in Eukaryota, Fungi, Ascomycota, Dothideomycetes, Pleosporales, Phaeosphaeriaceae. The transcript is spliced from 2 exons. Gene Ontology annotation, biological process: mycotoxin biosynthetic process.
AUGCUGAACGCAACUACCCAGACCGACAACCCAUCUCUUUGGCGCGCAGAUCCGAGUCCCGAGGGCGACAAAUUAUGGAAAGACAACUGGGAUACAUAUCCAAUACUUAUCCCAUUUGACGACCUCGCAAAACUAGGCCAGGAUCCAGAGUACGGUGUCCGUUGGCCGUAUAAAGGUACUAGCAUGACAGCAGUCGGCAGUCAUGCCCAUCAUCUUCUUCACUGUCUCGACGUUCUUCGCAAGACUGUAUGGGCAGACCACUAUUGGCCCAACGGCAAUCUGAACCCUGGCCAUCGUACCCACCAGACCCAUUGUAUCGACAUUCUCCGCCAGGAUCUCAUGUGUCGCGCACCCAUGGACGUGUAUUCUUUCAUAUGGCUAGAAUCGGAACCAGCAUCACAACCCAACUUCAACAUUAGUAUGAAAUGUGGAGACUGGGACGGGAUGCUCGCGCGGUGGAAGGAGCGACAACUAAGCAAAGAAGAGGCGCACAUGGAUCCUGAAAAACCAGAGGGAGUCAAGGAAUGGCCAGCUCCGAAUGCCUUGAAACAAGAAAACGCGGCAUUGCUCGAGCUUUGCAACAAGCCAGGCGUCAACUCCCAAGGAAAUACAGAUGGUGCAAACUAUGUUCAUUGA